AUGCCGUCCUCUCAGAAAAGCCCUCUUUCGUCGGACUUCGCAUCUCCUGCUUCGUCACACGUGUCCGAGUCAGUCAUGAACAAUAUCUGCUACCGGUACUGGACACUUCUAGCGGUCAAGGUCCUCAAACGUAUUAGACCUCGUCACGGCAAUGUCCUUAUGUUGACAGACACGCUAUGCGUGAAGUACGGGCGGCGGGUCCACCUGUCCGAAGCAUCAACGAUGAGGUUCAUCUCGCAACAUACAACCAUCCGGGUUCCGAGGGUUCUGUGUGCAUUUGAACAUUCUGGGUCGACCUACAUUGUGAUGGAGCGGAUCAAGGGCGACAUUAUCGGCAAUGGAUGGGUCAAACGAACCGAAGAGUCAAAGGCUAAACUUCUUUCCCAAUUGAAAAGCCUGGUCGCUCAGAUGCGUGAGAUCCAGCCUCCAGAGGGCAUGGGAGUUGCCUCUGUUGAUGGCGGAUCACUCUAUGACUGCCGUGUGCCCGGGUCCUCGUUGCGCUUUGGCCCGUUCAAAACCGUCCAGGGCUUCCAUCGACAUUUACGACGGGGCAUGGAGUUUGAUCCUACUCUGGACGCCGAAGUCCGGGAUCUCAUCACGCAGCAAAACAGGUCUUGGCCCUUGGUCUUUACACAUGGCGACUUGAGUAGCCUGAAUAUUAUGGCUCGUGGAGAUGAAAUCGUUGGUUUAAUCGAUUGGGAGACGGCUGGCUGGUAUCCGUCCUAUUGGGAGUACACUGCGGCCCACCAAGUCAACCCACAAAACUCCUUCUGGGUCGAUGAGAUUGAUAAAUUCCUUCAACCAAUGCCAGAGGAGCUCAAGAUGGAACAAACACGGCAAAAAUACUUUGGCGAUAUCUGA
Aspergillus calidoustus is the source of this 861-nucleotide messenger RNA. NCBI's taxonomy places the organism in Eukaryota, Fungi, Ascomycota, Eurotiomycetes, Eurotiales, Aspergillaceae. The record is from the annotation of a GenBank genome assembly.